Molecule: messenger RNA, 423 nt
Organism: Mesorhabditis belari
Lineage: Eukaryota; Metazoa; Nematoda; Chromadorea; Rhabditida; Rhabditidae
Source: the annotation of a GenBank genome assembly
AUGGGAAAAUAUAGAACGGAAAGCAAUGCCGAGUCUGGGUAUAAAAUGCCGAAAGAAAAAGAGGUCUCUACAAGGCUUUUACGACCAACACUCCCCCAAAUUGAUAUUGAUCAGGUUCUUUCAGUUGUUGAACACUGGGAUUCUGCUUGGGAAAAUGACGCCAGUAUUCGGAUCUUCGAUGAAGGAAUUGCUCAAUACAUGCUCGUUGAUCCGGAAUCACAUCUAAAAUUUUUCGCCGCUCUUGUCUUAUCGAAACCUUCUUUAAGAUGCACAAUUAUUGACGAAGAACCUGAAGACGAGUUGGAUAAUGAGGCUGGAAAUACGUUCACUUUGUUUAUGCGACAUUCCCCUAAUGCUGACGGUUUCAAAAGAAUUGAGUACCUCAAACAAACGCUGCAAAAACGUGGUUAUCGCUUUGAUCAU